This is a messenger RNA of Dermacentor albipictus, 6368 nucleotides long. Its product is annotated as dyslexia-associated protein KIAA0319-like protein. The record is from RefSeq and is a predicted model, not a curated record. Gene Ontology annotation, biological process: neuron migration. Gene Ontology annotation, cellular component: membrane; cytoplasmic vesicle. NCBI's taxonomy places the organism in Eukaryota, Metazoa, Arthropoda, Arachnida, Ixodida, Ixodidae.
UACGUGGUAGAUGCGCAAAAGCAAAUGCAGCAUCGCAACGCAGCAUGGGAACAAUUAUUGCGGUUGCCGUUUGUCGAGUGUUUUGCCAUGUUGACUGACACUUAUCGCAGCAGCCUAGAGCUGCGAACUCCGCCGCACCGUUUUCUUUUGCGGUCGCUUUAGUGCCCAGCGGACAGAAAUUCCGAUUUGAGUGCGUUUUACUCAAGAAAACGUUUGCUCCAUUCUAUCGCGAUUUGGACUGUCGUCUGUUCAAAAGUAAAGCAAAGGAAGUGGAGCUCAUUUCAUGAGUAUAACCAGUGCUUUCGCUAUAUUAAUGUCGAUGUGAACAUUGGCUAGCAAGAACAAUGCUUCUUUGGAACAUGAGGUACCGGAGUAGAGUUCUACAGAUCAUCUGGCUUUUGUCACUGCUUGUCGUCAGCAGUACUUUGGACAACGAUCUCGAGGGUGAGGACUUGGCAGCAGAAGAGGAAGAAGAUGAGGAUGAAUUUGGUGGUGGGGAUGCCGGUGGCGGGUUCUGUCCCGACUCGCUGUUCCCGAAGCUCACGCUGCUGCGGCAUGUGACUCCGCGAGGCAAUGCCAGUGCGGGCCGGUUCACCAAGGUCGCGCACGCCUCGAGCCUUACGGACUGCACCAAGGCCUGCUGCGAGCAGGGCGCUUUGUGUAACCUCGUUUUCCUGCACGGCAGUUCAUGCUUCCUCGUACGGUGCCACUCAGCAGCUCUGUGCCAACCUCAGCAUCGUCCAAGCACCAAGUUUGACUCUAGCUUUAUGGUGAUAGUGCGUCCUCCGCAAAAAGGCUCGUCAGAUUCUUCACACGAAUGGACCACUCAUUCAACGCCAAACUCUGAUGAAGACACAUUAUCUAAAUCGCACGGUUGGAAAAACGGCAAAGGAAAUGGGGACUCAUCCGAAGGAGCGCUGAACAGCUCGAGUAUACUGGUCUCUGCCAAUCAAGUGGUGGUGGGGGACACUGGGCGCACGUGUGUCUACGGGAUACUGCAGCAGUGUCUUAAGAACGAGGAAUGUGUCACGUCUGGUCAGCGGCGGCGCACGGGCACAUGCCGCUGUCGGCAGGGCUUCAGCCGGGAUCCGGUUUCGGGGUCCUGCACAGAACCCCGGAACGCCUCCCUUAGCAACCAGGCUGUUCCCACUGCACCCCCGUUAUCAUCGUCCACAACAAAAGCAGCAGCUGCCGUCUCGCCAACUACGACAACACCUCUCAUUGUGUCAGCCGGGGAGAACAAGGAACUUCACCUUCCUGAGAAUGAAGUAGUUCUCUCGGCAUAUGCUCUCCAAGGAGGAGGAGAUGUGAACCAGUUUCGGUAUCAGUGGACACUGGUGUCGCACCCCGAUGGCGAGGAGACUGGGGUCAUGCAGGACCAGAACACCCAGGCAUUGAAGCUGUCACACCUGCGGGAGGGACUUUACACAUUCCGUGUUGCAGUGACGGGAAACAACUCCUACGGUGAAGCCACAACCAAUGUGACAGUUCUGCCACCAAAACGAAUCAACAAACCUCCUGUGGCCAUCAUUCAGCCGGACAAUGUCACUGUCAAGCUUCCCAGCAAGGACACUGUCUUGGAUGGCUCAUUCAGCACAGAUGACGACAAAAUAGUGCAGUACCACUGGGAACCCGUGACUAUUCCGAUUGGCUACAGUCCCAAGCUGAACGACACUCCAACAGUCCAGCUGAAAGACCUCAUUCCCGGAUUCUACCAGUUUAUGCUCAAGGUGACAGACUCUGAUGGUGUCACAAACACUACCAGUGCAAAUGUGACUGUGCUAAAAGAGAUGGACUACCCUCCAACGGCCAAUGCUGGACCACAGUCUGUUGUCUACAUGCCCAAUAAUGAAGUGACGCUGAAUGGUAACCUGAGCACUGAUGACAAGGGCAUCAAGAGCUGGGAAUGGACAAAAAGCCCUGACACAGACAAGCACGUUGACAUGGAGGGAACCACCAGCCCAUACCUGCACCUGUCGAACAUGGAAGUGGGCGUGUACAAGUUCCUUCUGAAGGUCACCGACACGGCCGAUCAGACUGCAACAGCCGAGGUGCACGUGUUUGUCAAGCCAGCUUCCAACCAAGCCCCGACAGCCGACGCUGGCAAGGACGUCCGUGUCUCGCUGCCCAUCGAUAAGCCGCUUGUGCUGGACGGCAGCCACAGCUCGGACGACGUGGGCAUCACAUCGUGGCAUUGGAGCCAGAUUCAGGGCCCCAAGCCAAGCCUGAUUGAAGCGCCCAACAGUUCAGUGACGAAAGUCUCGAACCUUGGUCCGGGAGAGUAUGUAUACAAGCUGGAGGUUGUGGACGCCAACAAUCUGACCAGCUCAGACAACGUUUCCAUCGUCGUUACCCAGAACAAGAAUGCUCCACCCAAGGCCGAUGCUGGUGGUGACCGUACCGUUUUCCUUCCUGUGGAUGUUGUCUCCCUUAAUGGGUCACGGUCGGCGGAUGACGUGGAGAUCAUUUCGUGGCGCUGGACACGAGAACCUUCGUCGUUGGCAGCAGGGCACAUUUUGGAGAACUCUAGCUUCUCGCCGAUUCUGCGUCUGUCGGAGUUGAUCCCUGGCCGGUAUAUGUUCACGCUGACCGUGUCCGAUGCCCAAGGUGCAACAGGGCAAGACACCGCGUCCCUCAUUGUGAAGCCGACGCCAAGCCUGGCGCAACAGGUGGAACUGCUCUUGGACGUCGACAUCGAGACAUUCACCCAAGAGCAGCUGGACACGGUGUUGAAGCAGCUUGAAUUGCUGUUGCACGACGGAGAGUCGCUGCGAGUACACCUGGUAGAGCUGAACUACCAACAAGACUCCCGAAGGGUUCGAAUCAUCUUUGUGGCGGAGAAGGAAAAUGCCAAGGGCUCUUGGGUGCUGUGUCGAGGUCCCCUCAUGGUUGCUCGACUGAAGCAGAGGCUACGGACGCACAGUGCACUGCUUGACUGGGACGUCAUCUCGGUGGACACAGUUGUGUGCCAGAAUGAGUGCUCUGGGCACGGUACAUGUGACAUGUACAGCAAGCGCUGUGUUUGCGAAGCUUUCUGGAUGGAAGACUUUGUCCGUGCCAGCCUAGGGGACCGGGAGAGCAACUGUGACUGGAGUGUCCUCUAUGUCAUCAUCAUUGCCUUCCUGCUGCUCAGCGUCCUGUCCACAUCCCUGUGGGGCCUGGCCUGCUUCUGUUCAAGGAUGCAAUUCCGGCGGCCAAGAAUCAAGAGGAAUUACACACUGCUAAAGGAUUCCCGUGACAUUGAGAAGGACAGUCUGGACCUCUUACCCAAAGGCAAGACAUUGACAACGAGCUUGAUGGCUUCGGAUUCGGAUUCGGACACGCUUUUCGAGACGCGCCCCCGACCAUCAGUGGCUGUGAAGCCGCUGACUGGCAACCACCGCACAGGGAUGUCCAAUGGAGGCCUGAAAAACAGGGUUCAUACCUGAGGGCAACAUCUGACCACUACUGGGGUCUCCCCAUCCGACUUUCCGAGGUGCAUGCUAGUGUGGCUCAAUGGCUGCCCGCGUGGGAAGUCGGCCUCUCUCGAAACAGUAGAGCGAAGAACGGGGCUAGUUUGUACAAAAUACGACCAGUUGUGUUGAGUAGAAUGUAAAAAACGCUAUGACGAAUGUUUGUAUGUGAACGAUUCAACCAAGAGGUGCCACAAAAGCAUGCUCCUUUGGUUCGUGCAUAGUCAUGUGUGUUUUGUAUUACAUUGUAUUUUGUUCAGUUUGGCUAUUAUGGUAGCAGGCCCUCUUGAAUAUUCAACACGUGACAACAUAGGCGUUGGUGGAAGGAGGCAAUUGCACAGCCAUUCACCUGCAACUGGCACUUCGCUUUCAUGACACCGUUGGGGAAAAAUCGGACACUAGUGGCUCAUUAUAUCGAAGUAGUAGUGAAGCAAAAACAUUGGCACAUUCGACACUUGUUAGAAGAGUAGACACGAUUUAGAGCAAAUAAAUUGUCUGUUGGGCUCAUGCCAAAACGAAAGGAAACGUUAGAAUUCAAAAAAAGUCAAUUGUGCAGGAACCAUCGAUGAUGAUUGUCAAUGUAAGUGGUUUUACUGAAUGCUUCAAGAAAGCUAUUCGUUUUAUGAAAGGAAUGGUGCUAUGGAUGGCAUAUUUUUGUUGCAGUGAGGAUAUUUAGGCAGCGUCUGUUAUUUUGUUCCGUAAUUCUACAAAGAACAGAAACAGCACAUCUCUAGCCGUAGUAUAGGUGGACAGCAUGUGUGUGUCAAGGAGCUGUAGUAGUUGAUGUUCAGCAAUGAACGCGCCCUGCAACUCAGUCAUGCAAAUCCAUGCGCCAUACGUGUUCUUGCCUUUGUAGAAGUGGUGAAAGUCCAACUUCCACUGACCAAAAGAACAGGCGAAGGAGCCAAAGAAAGUUAUUCACUUUAAAAAAUAUUUAGUCCUUAUAUAUAAGCACAUAACAUUUUGUCUCCUCUUUCCCUACUUGUCUGAGUUGUGCUAAUAUGUAAGGUGGAAUUCAUGCGCACCUGUGGGUUGUAAAUGCCUUGUUUUCAGGGCUGGGCAGUUUGGAAGAUACCUGUAUCUUGGGUACUAUCUUAGUUAUCUUGUACCUGUAUCUGUAUCAUGGUAUGUCUGGGAAGACGUGCAUCAGUAUCUGUAUUUCCAGUACAUGCAAGAAUGUAUUGUGUGUCUUAAGGUACAAGAUACUGGCUAUCACAACAUUGUUGUGCAAAACUAAACGUUGGCUGAACUCAGCUUCUCAAGCUGAUACUGCUGCUGUUAAGCCAGCUGAAUAAAACUAAAGGCAGCGACAUUUUGCCAGAGCCCUCCUGGAGGGCAGGCGAUGAGGUAUGUGCGUACCUAUUGUUAAAGCAGAAUCACGUGGUGGCGCUCGCGCCACCUCGACAAACAUCAGUAAGUUUACGGACGAAGUAAAAUUCCACAGCAGUAUUUGUGCCAUCGUGCAGAGGCUUCUUUUUGACGUUCUCGUAAUUAGAUGGCUACCCGCUAGCUGGCUGGCAAGCAGAGCAGCGACUACCAUCAAUUGCAAAAGUGACAAGCAAAAACCGAGCUGCUGAGCACAAGGCCGCGGGAUCAAAUCCCGACCACGGUGGCCGCAUUUCGAUAGAGUCGAGAUGUGAAAACACCCGUGUACUUAGAUUUAGGUGCACAUUAAAAAACCCCAGGUAGUCAAAAUUUCUGGAGUCCUCCACUACGACGUGCCUGAUAAUCAGAAAGUGGUUUUGGCACGUAAAACCCCAUAAUUUAAUUUUUUUUAACACGCAAGAACCGCUCACAUCACAGCAUAUAAAAAGCUUUCAUGUUGUUGAGCAGCUAAGGCAACCCUAAUAAAUUGUUUCGCAAAGAAAAUAUUAUACCUUGAGUAAAAAAGACAAAAUUGUUUAUAUACUAACAGACAUUUCAUUAAAAUAAAACUAGGUCUGUCUUAGUUAAAGAAUUUCUAAGGCAAACAUUUUCGUUCAUACUCGUUUGCUGCUGCAUUAAGUAGAUCUGUAAUAAGGAAUUUGCAAAUGUAUCAGAGUAUCUUUAGAUACAAAUGGGAAGUAUCGUAUUGGGUACAAUAAUCGCCAGUAGUAUCUUAUAUCUGUAUCUCAAAUAAUUGUUGCCCAAGUUUCUUGUAUUGUAUCAUGAUACAAGUGCAAAGUAUCUUUGCCCAGCCCUGCAUGUUUUCGCCUGCUUGUGAAAUCACAGCACAGAGGCUUGGAAUAUAAAGCGCACAAACAGAAAUAGGGUUUGCUGAAACGCAGAUAAACUCAAACUUUCUUCUUUGAUGCCACUGUACUGUAUAUAAAGGACCCCAUACUAGGUUUGGUCAUUGCAAAUAGACAAAUGCCAUGCGCAGAUGACAUGCUGGCGAUCAUGUCUUCAAAGUAGCAGACUGUUGCUCAGCACGAAAACAUCUGGAAUUUCAGGCAAACGCCUCCACGCCCUUCCUUGUGCGGGAGCUUUGCUUCCUUUUGAAGAAUCAAGGCUGCAUGCAUAGUCAAGGUCAAUGCAUUCGCAGCAGGAAAAAUGAACUUUGAAGUGUUUUUUAGUACUUGCACCUGUUCUCUUUUUCUCGAGAGUGAAAGUAGUUGCGAGUGAAUAGCUGUGCUUAUUUAUUAUGAUAGUAAUUAAUAUUUUCUUUUGCUUUUUGAACUUUGCACUAUCACAGCUCUUGGUGAUAGCACUAGUUUGUGCUGCCUCACCUCUGUCACUAUACAUUCGAUGUGCUCACAUGUAUUGUGUAACACCGACGUGCGAAAAUGUGGUCACAGAUAAAAUGCUCUUUUUCAUGCUUAAAUUACCCACAUUAUACUUGGCAAAUUUAUGUGCAGCACAUAACUACCUAUUGAGUCAAACGUCAUCAUAACGAAGUCUUAGCUGACGUAAAAAUGCCUUUGUUAUAUUUGACGU